AGGGAAAGCAGGGAAGGGAGAGGAGGUGAAGAAAGGGAUCCAAGGCAACUGCCACUUGCAACAGGCACUAGUUGGAUUAUUUCGUGCUAUUUUUCUUCAGAGCAUUGAAAUUUAACAUUGCAGCACCUGAAGAUGGAAAAUUGGUCGGUUGAUCAAGUCUGCAGCUGGUUGAGACAGAGAAAUUUAGGAGAACUAGUUCCUAAGUUUCGUGAAGAAGAAGUGAGUGGGGCAGCUCUUCUGGCUCUUAACGAUCGCAUGGUGCAGCAGCUGGUGAAGAAGAUCGGGCACCAGGCAGUGCUGAUGGACCUCAUUCACAAAUACCAGCAGAAAAGGAGGGGGCCAGAAUCCCUUCCAUGCUGCUGUGAAACAGCUCCUCCAAAGCUCCCAGAAGUAAUCAGUGGGGCUAUUGACAGACAAAUGUCAAAUUCUUCUGGUCCUUUGGAGCAGAAAAAAUAUCUGUGCACAACUGAAAAUGAAGAAGGACUAAUUGAUCACAGAGUGCUGAAGCAAAAAAAAAAUCUGAAAUCAUUUUUUGCAAGAUACAAGACGCUGCAGUGGACAAGUUCUUAUGCUUUGCCAGACUUCCCUUACGACGUCAAGUGCCUGUUGGCAGAAAAAAAAUGCCCUGAUCACAGUAUGAGAAUAAGGAUUAUUGAAUUUUUACAAGCAGACAUGACAAAAUACCUAGAAGGAUCGCUGUACCCAAACAGUCAGCAAUAUAACAUUGUUGUCAACGCUCUGCUGCAGGCGUACCCCUUCCUCGAUGAAGAUGGGAACGGCUUUUUACUAUGGAAACGGGCCCUUAAAGAUCGUUUCAAAUAUGUGCGGAGACCCAUUGAAGAUGAUGAGCAAGUCCUGAGGAACAAAUGCAAGUUUGGCCACAGGCGAGGACAGACCAGGAAAUCUUCCUUUGCUGAAAACAAGCCUGAUGACAUCCAGCUGCAAGCAGAGGAAGAACCUGUUCACCUGGAAGGCAGCGCAGUGGCUGCACACAUUAAGUGGCUUAAGCAAGAAUAUAUGAAAACUCAGAGGAACUGGGAAGAAGUGGAUAACAGAAUGAACGUGACCGCAGAAGUACGGAGGAAGAUGAUCAGCCAGAAGGCACCUUUAAAAGAGAUUCUUAGACUAUUUCCUUUCUUAAGAUGCCCUUAUCAGCUUUUUAGGGAGUUCCAGCUUCUCACACACACGGACAUUUAUAAGAAAACAGUUGAGAUUUUGGAGAUUUAUUCCGAAAACAUAUUAUCUUUGUGCGCAGUGAGGAAUAAUCCAAUUAACAUCCUGCUGCAGGAAAAUCUGAAGCGACACACAGAGGAAGACGUUCUGAAAUAUCUGAAAAUGACUGCUGCGUGUUUACUCCUGCCGGGUGUCUUUGGAGAUGACUCCAGCCUGUUUGCUGUGGUGAACGAGAAGGUGAAGGUGGCCACGCCAGUGCUGGAAGUGAGAAAUCCCUUCGAUGUGAACUCGUGCAAGUUCGUGCUGUACGUGGGGAGGGAGGAGCUGGCCCAGCUCGACGACUGCACCAUGGCCCUGGCCGCGCUGCUGGCCGCCUUCCGCGUCUUCCACAUCCCCUGCCCCAGGAGAAUCCGCAGGACCCUCGGCUUCCUGGAGUCCCUGGUCCUGGAGGAGAGCAGCCCAGCAUCCCUCCCACCUCUCGGGACCAUUUAACAUCUCCUCAAAAUAAAUCACUUUGCUGUGAAGAUAAAUCAGUGCCAUUCUUUCUGGUGGAAGCGUAUGUGUAUUUAUAACUCUGUUACAUUUAAU
This is a messenger RNA of Calidris pugnax (ruff), 1761 nucleotides long. It is a transcript of the gene SAMD3, whose product is annotated as sterile alpha motif domain containing 3. The coding region runs from base 133 to 1665 and encodes 510 amino acids. The transcript has 11 exons. The record is from RefSeq and is a predicted model, not a curated record. Gene Ontology annotation, molecular function: protein binding. Lineage: Eukaryota; Metazoa; Chordata; Aves; Charadriiformes; Scolopacidae.